AUGGCGAUCGUUUUGGGGGUGUACUCGCCCCCUGUGGGCGAUCAACUUAUGGCACUGGACCCGACCGCUCCGCGGGUCAAGGUCCUGGCGCCUGGCUGCGAGCUCCGCCUGAUUGUCGAUGAUGACAAGCAUGCACGGGUGAAGCUGCUGCCCGAGCAGGUACCAAACCCACGGCCUGGACAGCCUGCUGAGACCAGCGCGGAAAUCUUCGGAGCUGAGCUGGUGGCUGGCCAGGACUAUCCGCUGCUCGGCGGGUCCCGCACGGCCAUAUACACGUGGCAUGGAUGCAAAGUCCAGGUGUCUGGCCCCACAGUGCAGGAGUACGACGCUCCAAAUGUUGUGAUGCGCGACUACCUGUGCUGUGCAGCAGUCCUGGAACAGCGCCGCAUGCGAGCCGAUGAUCUGGGCCUCCCUGCACCGCGGGUCCUAGUGUGUGGCAGCGCUUUCUCUGGGAAGAGCUCGCUGUGUCAGAUUCUCUGCAACUACGCGCUGAGACGGGAGCACACUCCUGUCUUCGUUGACCUGGACACGCGUUACUCCCACAUCCGCCAGCUCCAGAGCGUACCGUUUUGCGUGACUGCCAUGACGGUGGAGCAUGGAGCUGACGAGGAGCCACUGAAUCGCAUCGCCUACUUUUAUGGGCACUUGGACUGGAGUGAGAACGAGAGCUGGUAUCAGCGUGUGGUUUCUCAUCUUAGCCGAGUGGUGUCUGCAAAGCUUUCGAAUGCCACCUCCAGAGAGGGCGCCCGGACGAGCUCAUCCGGCUUAGUUGUCAAUGCGCCGUUCCAGCCCACUCCAGCGCUGCUGCAGAAGAUCAUAGAGAUGUUCGAGAUCGAUGUUGUCUUGGUCCUGGACAGCGAAGCUCUCCACGCGGCCCUCUGCAGGACGUUUGCAGGGUGUCCGAAGGUUAACGGCGUGCCCAAAGUUGAGGUAGUCCUUCUGCCGAAGGCCGGAGGAGUAGUCCAAGCCGCCAACAAGCGCAUCCGCUUCCUGCGCGCGCUGAGAGUGCGGGACUACUUUCACGGGGUGAUGCGAGACUUUAGCCCCUUCUCAGUGCUGGUCGACCUCAGUGACGUGCAGCUAGUACAGAUCGAGACGGCCACGCUGUCUGCCUCUAUGUUGCCACAUGGCAAGGAGGCACAGAAGUCUGUUGACUUCAUUGCCCGCUACCCACUUGCGUCACUUGCGCUUGCCAUUGCUGAAGCUGCCAGCAGUCAAAGUUUGGUGCUUCUUUGCAUUUGGCGGGUUUGCCAUGGCUCGCCCACGCCUAGCCACUUUAGCUGCAAUAUGCUGCAAUGA
Symbiodinium pilosum is the source of this 1299-nucleotide messenger RNA. NCBI's taxonomy places the organism in Eukaryota, Dinophyceae, Suessiales, Symbiodiniaceae. The record is from the annotation of a GenBank genome assembly.